CGGCGAGGAUAAAGCAAGAUGGCGUCUGACGGUGAAGACGUUAUUGCAGUCGUCACAGUUCAAUGUUCUUAAUCUGUGCCUCCAUGGACACAUAUAUGUCCUUUAUUACACUCUAGUAAAUAGAGUAAACAUCGUUAAUAACUGUUUGCAUCCGGUUAUAUUAGUCUGAGCGCACUUUGAUGCUUCUCGAGCUAGCUUAGCCUGAUAGUCAGCUUAGCUUGUUAGCUGCUAACAAAGAGAGGCGGAAGUGAUCAAAACACAUCACUAAGUAGAGAUCAAGUGUGAGUGUAAAGUGUUGAUUGUGUGAAAAUGUGCCAAAGAACCACAGCAGAGUACGAGGAGGAACUUUGUCCAACAAAAGAGGAGAAGGAGCGACAACAUGAAAAACAUCAAGUUGUGUUGCACAGAACAGACAUCCAUCAGCUGAUUGGACACCAAGAAGAAUGUCUCCCUCAUCUGCAGGGGGACAGUUUCACUUUAGAGUAUCCACAGCUCUCAAAUUUUAAAGGGGACAAGGAGGUUCCACAGCCCCCCUAUUUCAAAGAGGAAGAGGGGGGAGAGUGUCCUGUAGGGCAGGAGGAGGCUGAUGUCAGCAAGUUUCCACUGACUGUUGUUUCUGUGAAGACUGAAGAGCAUGAAGACAAACCACCUGAGUCCUCACAGCUUCAUCACAGUCCAAACAUCUGUGAAGAACAUCUUCACCCUGAGCAACAGAAGUGGAGCUUCAGGAUGCAGACGGAGGAGCCACAGCACAACCUCAUUAAGAAGGAAGAGGAAUACCCACUGAUCCCCCAUUUUAAAAAUGAAGAGGAACACCCACUAAUCCCCCAUUUUAAAGAGGAAGAGGAGGACCCACUGACACCCCAUUUUAAAAAGGAAGCAGUGGAUCCACAGACCCCUCACAUUAAGGCGGAGGAGGAAUACCCACUGAUCCCCCAUUUUAAAAAUGAAGAGGAACACCAAUGGCUACCCUUUUUUAAAGAGGAGAUGGAGGAACCACUGACACCACAUUUUAAAAAGGAAGCGGUGGAUCCACUGAGCCCUCACAUUAAGGCGGAAGAGGAGGACCCACUGACCCCUCACAUUAAAGAGGAAGAGGAGGAACACAGCACCAGUCAGCAGGGAGAGCAUCUUGAAGGACUGGAGGAGGUUGAUGUCACCAAGAUGCCAGUGACUGGUGUCCCUGUGAAGAGUGAAGGCGAUGAGGUGAAAGGUGAAAGUGAGGAGAGGGGAGGGGGGGAGCCUCCAAGCAGCAGCUCAACACAACACAUGACAACAGAAGCUGAUGGAGACCACUGUGGAGGAUCACAAGCAGACAAGCUCUUAGCUCCACUAUCAGAUAGUGAGGACACAACGUCACACUCUCCUGACACUGAUGAUGAAGACUCUAAAGAUGAUAAGACAUGUCACACUGACAACACUCACUUCACAUCUUCUCACUCUCACAAAACUUUUAAAUACCCAAGUCUUCUGAAAGAACACAUGAGAAGACACACUGGAGAAAGACAUUUUUUGUGUUCGAUCUGCGGUAAAGAUUUUACUCAAAGAUACAUUUUGAAAAUACACAUGAGAAUACACACUGGAGAAAAACCUUUUUCCUGCUCAGAAUGUGGUAAAAGUUUUGGAAAAAAUCAAAGUUUAAAAGUACACAUGAGAACACACACAGGAGAAAAACCGUUUUCCUGCUCAGAAUGUGGUAAAAGUUUUGUAAGAAAUGAACGUUUAAAUGUACACAUGAGAUCACACACUGGAGAAAAACCUUUUUCAUGUUCAAUCUGCGGUAAAGAAUUUACUCGAAGGGACCAUUUCAAAAAACACAUGAGAAUACACACUGGAGAACAACCUUUUUCAUGUUCAAUAUGCGGUAAAUAUUUUGCUCGAAAGAACUACUUGAAAAUACACAUGAGUACACACACUGGUGAAAAACCUUAUACUUGUUCAGUAUGUUGUAGAAGUUUUAUACAAAGUAUGCAUUUGAAAAUACACAUG
Molecule: messenger RNA, 1989 nt
Organism: Nerophis ophidion (straightnose pipefish)
Lineage: Eukaryota; Metazoa; Chordata; Actinopteri; Syngnathiformes; Syngnathidae
Product: oocyte zinc finger protein XlCOF22-like
Exons: 3
Biological process (GO): regulation of transcription by RNA polymerase II
Molecular function (GO): RNA polymerase II cis-regulatory region sequence-specific DNA binding; DNA-binding transcription factor activity
Source: RefSeq, a predicted model, not a curated record